This is a messenger RNA of Menidia menidia (Atlantic silverside), 255 nucleotides long. The record is from the annotation of a GenBank genome assembly. Lineage: Eukaryota; Metazoa; Chordata; Actinopteri; Atheriniformes; Atherinopsidae.
AUGAGGAGAUGCCUGACUCCCUGCCUCCCUCUGUUUCCCCUAAAGGACCUGGAGUUCCACGGCGUGAUGCGGUUCUACUUCCAGGACCGGGUCGCCGGUAACUUUGCCACGAAGUGCAUCAGAGUCUCCAGCACGGCGACCACGCAGGACGUCAUCGAGACGCUCGCCGAGAAGUUCAGGCCGGACAUGAGGAUGCUCUCCUCGCCCAAAUACUCGCUGUACGAGGUGCACGUCAGCGGCGGCCUGAGGAGUUAA